GUCCCAGGAAUCAUGGUGCUGAGGCUGCAGCACCUUUUCAGCAGCCAAUGAUCACAGGACAAUCCGGGGCAACGGAUGCUUUCACCCGGGGCAGGACAGUCCUACAAUGCUGUUGGAUUUUAACGGAGGGAUGUAAACCCAUCGGCUUGUUCCUCGGACAUGGAAAUGCGAUAAUUGGGGAUGUAAGCUCCGCGCAGACUUGCCAGCGACCUGCAGUCGGCAGGAGAUCUAUCAAAAAAAUAAACUGUAAGCAUUAAGGCUGUGGAAAUGGGGAUAGCUCGCCAGCUGUGACAUUUAUUGAACUUAAUGGCUUCAGACACUUGUUUGCAUCGAUGGGAUUUCUUUGCCUUUUGGAUGUACAUUCUCGUGGGGAAACAAUAACAUAUUUUCAAUUAGAAUAAAUCAACAAAGAGAACUGCAGACUUCUUUAAGCCCCAACACACGCUGGAAAACGCACCCCAACGACCCCAUAUGAGAAAGUGUUGGCUCAUGACGGGGACAUAUCCAGUACAUGCUGUCUUCUUCCAGCACCUCUGCAUGUGCUGUGAGUUUGUGGCCGGUUCAGCCUGAUGCUGCGCAGCCAGGGCAUGCUGAAGAGCCGCUGCUGCGUCCUGCUCGGUGACCUGAGGGUGCUCCUUCUCGGGCCACCGACACCUCUGCCUCCGCUGACCCCCAUGAGCGUCCAAGGAACUGAAAGCCAUCAAACAGGCGUCGCCAUCCCCGACAAUAACAAUACGUUAACGAGGAGCCACCAGCCCGCAGGGGACCGGGUUACCCCCCCUGUAGCGGGAGCCCCCGGGCCGCCGGGCGGAGAGCGGUCGGGCUGGGUGGAUGCUGCCGAGCUGUCGGUGGCCCUGCGCGGCUGCAGCAGCUCCUCCGAUGACUGCUCAAAGGGCAAACUGGAGGAGCGGUUCUCCCUCACCAGCUACUCUGAGAGCGGCUUCAGGACCCCGCUGUGCAGGAUCUGCUUCCAGGGACCAGAACAAGGGGAGCUCCUGAGCCCCUGCCGGUGCAGCGGGUCAGUGCGCUGCACCCACCACCCCUGCCUCAUCAAGUGGAUCAGCGAGAGAGGAUCCUGGGCCUGUGAGCUCUGCUACUACAAAUAUCAGGUCAUUGCCAUCAGCACCAAAAACCCACUACAGUGGCAGGCCAUCUCCCUGACGGUGAUAGAGAAGGUGCAGAUAGCAGCGGCCAUCUUGGGCUCCCUGUUCCUGAUGGCCAGUAUCUCCUGGCUGGUGUGGUCCUCCUUCAGCCCGUCAGCCCGCUGGCAGAGACAAGACCUGCUGUUCCAGAUCUGCUACGGCAUGUACGGCUUCAUGGACAUCGUCUGCAUCGCGUUAAUCGUCCACGAGGGACCUUCUGUGUUUCGAAUCUUCCACCGCUGGCAGGCUGUGAACCAGCAGUGGAAAGUCCUGAACUAUAUCAAGUCUAUGGACAAUGAGGACCUGAAGAAAGCUGUGGAUAGAACUGUGUCUCAGCCCAGCCCAGGCUACCAAACUGGGGUUGGAGUGUCCACCUCCACCUCCUCGCUGAUGGUGGUAGCCUCCACAGCCGAUGGCUCCAUUUCUACCACCGCGGUGACGCCUGCAGGAGGACAGGGAGCACAUCUGGAUCCCAACAGCAGCGCAGUGCCAGACCAACACGGUCCCUACAACAUCCUCCAUCUCCUCAGCAACCUCAGGCAGCCGGAGCCCCGCAGCCAGCCCAGCAACAGCACAAGAGAGCUGGUCAUGAGAGUCACCACAGUCUGAGGAGCCAAGAGAGGCCUUAUCUCAAACGGAGGGGGAAGAUUUAUGACCCAGCUGACAGUUGAAAAAAAAAAUGUCUUAUCUUAACUGCACUGGAUUAAUAACAUGUUCUUGAUUGUCUCAAAAUGCAUCUCUGAUGUCCUUACAUGGAUUGAAUAAAAGUCGAAGUUGUUUGAUUUGCA
Messenger RNA from Notothenia coriiceps (black rockcod), 1930 nucleotides. It is a transcript of the gene marchf4b, whose product is annotated as membrane associated ring-CH-type finger 4b. Gene Ontology annotation, biological process: protein ubiquitination. Gene Ontology annotation, molecular function: ubiquitin-protein transferase activity; zinc ion binding. The coding region runs from base 570 to 1751 and encodes 393 amino acids. The transcript has 5 exons. NCBI's taxonomy places the organism in Eukaryota, Metazoa, Chordata, Actinopteri, Perciformes, Nototheniidae. The record is from RefSeq and is a predicted model, not a curated record.